UUUACCGACACCGGAUGGCUGGGCGGCGCGCACAUUCACCGAGCCAGUGGAUGAACUUGAAGUGUUUGAUGGAUUCACGCAUCAGACACUUUGCGAAGACGAGCAGUAAGCUAUCAUCUCCAGAUGUCUGUGCAUUGGAAGAAAACACACCCACCCACGACGGAGUGACUCACGGUUUAAAGUAGUCGAAUAAGCGGUCGCCGGUGCGGACGGGGAGAUUUCUGCGUGGGGUUAUCCCGCUCUCUUCCUGGUACUUAAAGCAGCGCCAAGUGUGGUUUUAUGGGGAAGAGAGGCGUUGAGCUGGAGCCGCCACAAGGACACACAGCUGGCCACAUAUGGAUAACACGCACCAUACCAGCGCAUCUCCAUAAAGUACCACACUCUUCACCAACCCUGCCCUGAAACUCCAUUCAUCUCCACUCAACAAACGGACUCAAUUUACUCCAGAAACACCACUAUUAUUUACAAAAAGAGGCUUCAAAUUACUUUUUAUUUUAAGUUUGAAAGCUUCUCCAGCAGGAAGAUGCGUCAGGAGGUGUCGAGGAGGCUUCAGAUGCAGCUGGUGAUGUGCUCCAUACUUCUUUUUAGCUUGGGGACAGGAUUUCCAAGCAGGCACAGGAAUGCUGCUCACAAGGGUCACGGCCACCCAGUUCAGAGCGUUGGGACCCAGUAUGACCCUGAUGACUUGGAAAGGCAGAACCAGGUGCAAAGUAUGCCGGAACCCCACAGCCACCAGAGACGGUGGUCCCACCCUCAGCACCACUCUGUGGGAGUGCUUCCUCAGCCAGAACCUGAGGAGGAGACAAAACCCUUUAUCCUGGAUUUGAAGAACUUCCCAGACCUGGCGAAUGGCGACGUGAACUCUCAAAACCCCAAUAUACAGGUCACAAUUGAGGUUGUGGAUGACCCUCAGAUGGAGGUAGAGAUGGACCUGGCCAAGGACAAUGAGUGGAUACCAGCGUCUUCCUCCUCUCCUUCCUCCUCAGUAGAUUGGCUCGGAGGAAAGAAGCUUUUCUGGCCACUUUUCUGGAGUUACACCGAUUCAAGCGAAGACAGCAGUAGCCGAUCAACCGCGGAGGAAACCGGUGAAGAAGAGGAGGAAGAUUAUUCGCUGGAUUACGGCAGCGAGGAGUCCUUACUCAGCGGAGUGGGCGGGGAUUGGGACAGUCACUGGAACGAAGGCUGGGAUCCAAUACAGACCUACUAUGAGAAGGACACCGACGAGUGGACUCCUUGGUCUCCCUGUUCAGUCACAUGUGGACCCGGCGAGAGGAAGAGGACCAAGUCUUGCGGCUACUCGUGCACUCUGACGGAAGCCUCAAAGUGUGACCUGGAGCCUUGUCCUGGUGAAGUCAACACAGUGGUUGAGCCUUUUCCGUUUGAGAUGGAGAAUGGCACUGAACCAUUUGGAACGGAUGUGGACAGCUGUGAAAAGUGGCUCAACUGCAAGAGCGAUUUCCUGCAGCGAUACCUCCACCAGGUGUUCCUGGAGCUGCCCAGCUGCCCCUGUUCCUUCCCCUCCGAGGUGGCGUACACCGUGGUCAGCGUCUACGACGACACUCACGGACGUACCUUCCGAUGGCGUGACGCCAGCGGGCCGAAGGAGCGCCUCGACAUCUACAAGCCGUCGGCCCGCGGCUGCAUCCGCUCGGCGCUGUCCGGCGACUCUUCUACGCUGGCGGCGCAGCACUGCUGCUACGACGACCGCGGGCGGCUCAUCACUCGGGGGAAAGGCGCCGGCAUGCCCAACCUGAUCAGCACCGAGUUCUCGCCCGAGCUGCACUUCAAAGUGGACGUGCUGCCCUGGAUCCUGUGCAGGGGAGACUGGAGCCGCUUCCACGCCGUGCGACCGCCCAAUAACGGCCUGAGCUGUCCACAGAACCCCCAUGAGGACGUGUUCAUGAACGAACUGGAGGAGGCCAGGGAGUACUGACGGACUGCAGCCACCUUAGAAAUCAUGUACUGUUUGCCUAAAGCAUGCGGCAGCCAUUUAUCAUGCAUUACCAAGAGAAAACCUUCCCCAAUGUCCUCACAUCAGGCUCAACUGAAGGAACUGAAUGGCACAAACCUACUUCAUGCUUUGUAUAGGCUUCACAUGUGGAAGUCCAAGCUGGUUAUACCCACAACAAUGCUGCUACACUCAAACAUCUUUCCCUAAAUAGUUCAGCGGGGCAUUAAAUGACAACAAGUCAAAGCUACGAAUGAAGUCAUUUGGAAUCCAGAGCGAUAAGCUAAAGGCUGUGAUGGUAUGAAUGGCUAGAAUAGCUUUCAAGCAGUGAUGGUGUUUGACGACCCAUCCCUUUCCACAGGCAGGAAAAAACAUGACAUGGGUGCCAAAGAGCAUACCUGUCAACCCGGGAAACUUUUAAUACUUUCCCGUAUUAAACAACAACAAAAACAAUUGGUGGAAAGAGCAGAAUUUCCCUUAUUUUUCCUCAUUUCCCUUAUUUUCAAAUGCAAAUGUUGACAGGUAUGCCAAAGAGUUGACAAUCAGUGAUGGUGCCUGUGUACAUCCUGCCUCCUUUCAGUCUCUAUGGUGCAAAUGUAUUGCAACAAGGUUCUACGGUCAGUAAAUGUGUUUCUCACACGUUCUCAGGGGGACUCCAAAAAGUGAGCGAAAUGGAAAAAAAAAAGAAAAAAGUCAUCCAAUUACCUGGACAAUUGGACCUGGUACAUAGUAGACGGUGUCAGGCGUGUGCAAUUCAGAUUGGAAUUGAUGAACAGAUGAUGCAUUUUGGGAUGCCUCCUGAAUGUGGCGAUUAGAAAGAAAGGACGUUCCUGCUCACGCACUCGGUAAUUCCACUAAACGCAUGCAUACCUGUCAGCCCUCAAAUUUUGCCCUUUGCUCCUGUUUUAAAGGUUUCCCGUAUUUGAACUUUCCCCCUCCAAAAAAUUCUCUCCGGUUCUGCAGGAGCAGCGCACAGCACAUCGGUGUAACACAUCCUGUAGCCCAGGGGUCUCAAACUCACGGGACAUAUUUCGUGGCCCCUUCCAUGACAUCAAAGUUUAGUAUAAGUGCGGCCCGUGCACCCCGGGUGAGUUAUAUUUAUAUUUCAUAUAUUGUGGCGAUCUUGAUCCCCUCAAGAGACGGUGAGAGGCACUUCAGGUUAAAAGAAGAGACAGAACACUACACUACAAUCGCAUCGCAAACAUGAAAAUGAGUAAACACACAUGGGGAAACUACUACGGCAAGCGGGAGAAAUAAACAACAGCUACAGCCAUGGAAAAUAUGAUGAGACCACCCUUGUUUCUUCCGUUUAUUGAUCCGUUUUAAUGCCUGGCACAUUUGUUUGGACAAAUAUAAUGAUGAUAGCAAAUAUAGCUUGUAAGAGUUUCAUUUAAGAACUGAUAUCUAGCAGCUUCCAUGGUUUUCUUGAUAAUAACCAAAAUCACUUAAGUUCUUACAUGAAUAGCUCUAGCAUUGUACCGCCAAAAAAUGUAACUCUCAUGGGCUAUUUUUGUUGUCAUUGUUACAUUUGUGCAAACAAAGGUACCUUUAGUUGCAUCAGGCAUUAACAUCAACAAGAAACUGAAGAAACAAGGGUGGUCUAAUCAUUUUUUCCAUGACUGUAUGUUCACUCUUAACUUUAGCAACUCAUGUAAGCGCCCACGAGGUGUACUCGGAAGCAUGCCCGGCAUGCCUUGCGGCACGUCGCUUGCCGCAACUUCUGUCUUAGACAUGUAGGGGUGCUGGUAGAAAUGAUUUUUCCCAGAACAAAAAUGUUUGCGACACAUUUCACUUGCAAAUGUUGACAGGUAUGACAAAUUGUCCUUUCGAUCUAAUCAACUUCUCCGGAUGUUGGCUCCAAAUCUCCCUUUUCUUCAGGACUGAUUUGAAUGGAAGGCACUUUAUUUAAGGUAUAUGUACUAGAUAGUAUAUAUAUAUAUAUAUAUAUAUAUAUAUAUAUAUAUAUAUAUAUAUAUAUAUAUAUAUAUACAACAGAUGUAUUGAUUGAUGACGUUGUGAAGGGAAAGGGUGUUGUCCAAUGAAGAUGGACCUAUGAAGUAUUAACGUUGACAAAAGCAUGAUUUUGGGGGGAAUCUCGAUAUACAUAUGUGGUUGUACAGUAUUUAUUUGUCUGAUUCUUCUUUUUUUUGAGCUUUGAAACACGUGUCGGACUGAGAAAUGCAAAAAAAAAAAAAGGGAACUCACUUCUUUGCUCGCAUCUGUGUUGUAUUCUUUGUUGUACUUCAUUGCUUUCGUUGUUGAAAUCAUGCUG
This is a messenger RNA of Dunckerocampus dactyliophorus (ringed pipefish), 4220 nucleotides long. RefSeq names its product isthmin 2b (gene ism2b). The coding region runs from base 524 to 1933 and encodes 469 amino acids. The transcript has 6 exons. NCBI's taxonomy places the organism in Eukaryota, Metazoa, Chordata, Actinopteri, Syngnathiformes, Syngnathidae. The record is from RefSeq and is a predicted model, not a curated record.